UUGUCUGCGCCGCGGCAGCAGCGCGGGCAACGGCGGGCGGCGGGAGCCGAGCGAGGGCGCGAUGCCGGGCGCGCAGGGGCUGCGGCCGGAGCCGGCGCGGGCGGCGGGCAGCUGCUGAGCGCGGCGGGACCCGCCGACCCUGCCCCGCUCCCAUGGAGGCGCCGGGCGCCGCCAAGGCCAGGAGGAGUCCCCUCGGCGGCUGCGAGGCGGCGGGGCCCGGCGAGCCCCAGCCCGCGUCGUCCCUCGGCCCCGCCGGGCGCGGCUCCCCCGGGCUGCCCGACUCGCCCGCCUACAGGCUGGAGGAUCUGGAGACCUUGGCCACUGUGGGCACAGGUACUUUUGGGCGGGUUCACCUGGUGAAAGAAAAAAUGGCCAAACGUUACUUUGCACUGAAAGUAAUGAGCAUUCCAGAUGUCAUUCGGCUAAAACAAGAGCAGCAUGUGCACAAUGAAAAGUCAGUCUUAAAAGAAGUCAAUCACCCAUUUCUGAUCAGAUUAUUUUGGACUUAUCAUGAUGAACGUUUUUUAUACAUGUUAAUGGAAUAUGUGCCUGGAGGAGAACUUUUCAGUUACCUACGUAACAUGGGACGUUUCAACAAUAGCACAGGACUGUUUUACUCCACAGAAAUUAUUUGUGCAAUAGAAUAUCUUCACUCCAAAGAAAUUGUUUACAGAGACUUGAAACCUGAAAAUAUAUUAUUAGACAAAGAAGGACAUAUCAAGCUUACAGAUUUUGGAUUUGCUAAAAAGUUGGUGGAUAGGACGUGGACUCUCUGUGGCACACCAGAAUACUUAGCACCAGAAGUCAUUCAGAGUAAAGGUCAUGGAAGAGCAGUGGAUUGGUGGGCUCUGGGGAUUCUGAUAUUUGAGAUGUUGUCAGGGUUUCCACCAUUUUUUGAUGACAACCCAUUUGGCAUAUAUCAGAAGAUUCUUGCUGGCAAAAUUGAUUUCCCCAGACAUUUGGACUUAUAUGUAAAAGACCUUAUUAAGAAGCUACUUGUGGUUGACAGGACAAGAAGAUUAGGAAAUAUGAAGAAUGGUGCAGACGAUGUAAAAAGACACCGGUGGUUCAGAUCAAUAGACUGGGAUGCUGUACCUCAGAGAAAACUAAAGCCUCCUAUAGUGCCGAAGGUAUCCAAUGAUGGGGAUACAUCCAAUUUUGAAGCUUAUCCUGAAGAUGACUGGAACAAAACCCCACCUGUACCCCCUAAGGAUCUAGAAAUUUUCAAAAACUUCUGAAUGUGGUAUUCACACUUUUUCAGAAACUGGAAGAAAAUUGAAGCGGUCUGAGCAAGUUCGCAGAAAACAACUGAGUAUCUAAAUGAAGGCAAUCUUUGAUGUAGAUGAAUGUUACCACAAUUCUCCGUGAACAUUGGUAGAUUAAAUAUUUACACAAUUCAAGGAAAGACAAGACUCUCUUUUUCCUUUGUAGAUUUGGCAUUAGUUUAGUAGAUUAUAAUGCUGAUAGUCUACUCUGUACUAGAUUUGUUAAAAUUGUAUGUUGCAUAUUUUAAAUAUUAUGGUUUAGUUCCUGCUAUGCCCAGAUCCUUUUUGCAUAGUUAUCUCAUAGACUUAAUUUUAUAAGUUUAUACUAAACUUGUGUAAUUAAAAGCACAAAUUAGUAUAUAUGUAUAUAAUGAAUACAUACAACUAAAGCACAGGAAUUGUGCAAAGAUGUAAAUUUUUGUAUUUUGCAGAGUCUAUGAUUUUUAUUUUUCAAAUAAUGUUUUUCAAGAAGUUCUCUGAAGGUAAAAAAUCUUUAAAAGGAUAAAUAAGUUUUUCAUCAACUUAUAUACAUUUUAUAAUUCUUUGUAAAAAUAGAAGUAAUUAUUAAGUUUAAAAAAGAUUUGUACCUAAAAUGUCCAAUGCCUCACAUUCGCAACCAUAGUACUUGAAAGCAGAAAGAAAAGGGGCAUGUUUUAUUCUUCCUUUAAGAAACACCCUAAUGACUUAUUUAUAAAUAUUUGUUCUGUUACGAUGAUAUGUUUUUACACACAAGAAUAUUCAGUUUCUGCACACUGUGUAUAAUGGGAUUCCCUUAGAUGUGAAAUCACUGUAAAGCAUAACAAGGACUGCAUACUGCUGAUAAAGAGCAGGUGUAAGUACUCUGUCAUUCUGCAUCACCCAGUUUCAGUUUUUGUAGGACAGUGGGUGUCUUUAAAGCCAACAUUUAAAAAAAAAAAAAAGUGUAAUCCAAAGAAUGUCACCAGCAGUAGAGCAGUUGGACUGUGUUAGUAAAGAUUACUUAAUCCAUCCUAAUAAAUUUUAUUUAUGAAACCAUAAACAUUGUUAUUGAUUAGUUAUGCUGCAAAAUACGGAAUGAUCUUUGGAUAUUUUCCGCAAAAGUAGUGGAAUUUCCUGACCUAUCUGGAAGCGAUUUUCCUGAAGUAGCUCUGCAUUUUUUUACAAUUUGCAGGCUCCCCUUAGCAACUGAAAUUGUCCCAGGAUCAGAGCACAGUCAAUGACAGGCACACUUUGAAAUUCUGUUUGUUACAGACUUCAGUGGGAGCUAUUAAAUAUUCAGCAUUCUUGAAAAUCAGUCAAAUGCCUAAAUAUGGAUUUUGGAGCCUAAUUUUAUGCUUCUUAUUCUGAAAAAUGUACACUAAACUAACUGGGAACCUUGUCUGCAGGCCUUCACUAUUAGGAGGUCUGUGCAUGCCAGAUUGGAUUUAAGGUAUAGACGCAGGGUUUGAAUUGCAUUUUGACUCUUGUGGGGGGUCUGCAAAAAAAUUAACCCUGUUCAUUGGAAGGAGCAAUCUGAUUGGAGACCCCCCCCAGCCCCCCAGGUUAUGGUUUUCAAGUCUUACAGAGGGCUCUCAUCUUUAAUGGUCUUGGGUUGUGGGGCUCAGCUCCCCACCUCAGCCCAUCAAGCUCCCCUGUAAUUUGCACCCUGUAUAGAAGUGAUCUGUUUUUAAAUUAUACUAGCCAGGUUCUGUGUGGACCACACCAAUGUCUACAUGGAGUUCACAAUACUUAAGUGUUUGCAGUAAUGCUUCAUUUUUAAGUAGCACCAAAUACUAGCAGGCAGGUAUGUGUGUGUGUAUGUAUGUACAUAUACACUUGAAAGCAGAUUUGUAUCAAAUUUCAGGGAAAUCUUUUUUUUUUUUUUCUUCGUGUUCUACAUUGUGGUAUUUCUCAUAACAUAAGGAAAUUGAUUUUGAAGUGUCUAGAUUUCAAAAAGAAAAAGCAUGCUUCCAAUAAUUGUGUUUAGAUAAUUUUCUUAGUGAAAAUGAUGGUAUUUAGACCAAAAGUAUUUUUUAAAGGCACAGCAGCUCACUGGAGUCUUACUAUAAUGGCUCAUUAGUCAUUACAGAGGAGAAGAUUAUUAAAGCAGAUGAUGUGGAUUAUUCCUCGCAAAGCUAUGUUUCUCAGUCAUAACCUGAAUUGCCCGCAGAAGUGUAGUCCAAGGACAGUUAGUUGUUCUAAACUGUGACCUGAAUGCAAUAUUCAAAUGUUCACUUGGCUCAUAACUCCAGUUAGUAAAAUACGUUUUGCUUCUGGCUUUAGUUAGAUUUAAGUCAUGAGUCUCCAACUAUAUAAGCUACCGCUGUCUUUGUCAGUUAGCUUUAAACAGCUCACAAGUACAGGUAGCUAGUGUCUUUAUUCUGUCUAAAUAGUCCAAUAUCACAUGCCACAUUCAACUUUACUGGAAAAUUAGAUCACUGUUCAUAUGCCAGAUGUAUAGGUGUUGCUGACUGCAUAACUCUUUUUGCAGAAAUACAAACUAUGAGCAUGUAUCUGGGUCACUAUAAGAAGGCAACUUAAUUGCAUGCAAGUGCCACAAUUUGAUGGUUAUUAGUCUGCUAGGUGCCUUGGGGCCUACAUUAUUUUCAUUGUGCAGUGGUCAUUGAGCAGUUUUGUUGCAUAAACGUUAUGCAAUGUUCAUGGCUUGACAUUCAAAGGGCAUAGUAUCCAGAGUGGGGAAAAAGUUUCAUGUUCACUUGUGCUGCCAGUAUUUACCAGCUAGAGAAGCUAAGAGAGCUACUGCCAAAGGCAGAUCUGUGGGCAGUGAGGGCAGUCCAGUCACAUCCCCUUUGGCUGUAUGGCAUAUGUGCAGUGAGCUCUCAGAGCUCAUCGGCUUGUCAGUGCAAUUCCAGAAACUAGGGGUGAAUGCCACCACCACUCUCCCUCUGCCCCCAGCACAGAGCCAGGGUGACCUCAGGCUGUAUGAGGGCAGGGGCAUUCUCCUGAAGGUUGAUCAGUCCUGGGCAUCUAUGGGACAGUUUCAGCCCUGUCAUCUCUUCCCCAUGCCCCUUUGCACAGCAACAGACCUGGCUAGAAGCCAGAACUGCAAACACAGUCCUGGUUUGCCCGUAGGGGUGGAGGCAGAAAGCAUGCCCUGUGCCUAUUCUGGGCUGUGUUCCCAAGCCCCAGUUGCUGCUCUGGGACCAGUCAGGGUCCCAGUACAGCAGCUGAGACUGGGAGCACAGCUUCACCUUGCCUGCAGAGUGGGCAGGAGCAGGUAGUAGUGCACUCUGGGAUACUGGAGGACCCAGCCAAGCCCUUUCAUUGUGUAACAUGCCACAUGUUCAGAUUAGUGUGUGAUACAAAUGAGCCACAAAGAUGCUCCACAUUUAAUGAGUAACAUAUUUGAGGUUGGUUCAUCAUGUUUGCAACUGGUUUGCCAUUUUUAUCGCAUGGUAAUUUGCUUGAACAUAUGGCAUGUUACAGCUUAUCAGGCUUUACACAUUAAUCAUGCGAUAAUGUCUGACAGGGACCCAAGUGUCACAUCAAAUAUUGUGUAGAAAGUGGCAAUAAAUAAAACUGACGCAGAACAGGUAGAAAGAGUCAACAUUUAACUUGGUAAAAAUACUGGUCUUUGCAAAAUGUGUUUUGCAUAUUGUAUUUAUAUGCAGGAAGUUAGUUAUUCUCCUGGUUCAAACAGGGAGACACAAGUGCAUAAAACACAGCUUGUAUUUUGUAUGAAAUGCAGUCUACUUUCUAAAAUGUAAGCUUACAGUAUUUUAUGGAAUCUGAGUACUACAAAACCAAUUUCUUAUUACAAAAUGUACAUAUUGCAACAAUACAUGUGCAGAAUUUCCAGAAUUCUCUUUUGCAGAUAUAAAACUGAACUUUUCAAGGCCUCAUUUACUUCUCUAAGCUAGAAGAAGGGAAUAACAUUAUCCUUGAAUUUUUUUUUUGUGCAUGUCACAGUGGUGGUAAUAGGUCUUUAAUUCUUUCACACCAGGAGUUAGAUUUUUGUGUAUAAACUUAUCCAUUGCUGGCAAUGGAUGUACUGAAACUCCGUGUGCCAGAAUACAGUAAAAAAAAAAAUCUAAUCAAACAGCUAAAUUAAACCAGUAAGUUGAAUGUACAUUCUCUUUGGAGCUGUGUAGACAUAUAGCUCAACUACUGAUCUCUCUUUAGUUAGAAUAAACUAAUUAUCUCUUUACAGGCUUUCUAGUAUAAAACUACUCUUCCAUUUUGAUAAUUUAUAUUCUUUAACAAUAAAACAUCUUCAUAAUGUUAUUUAAAUAAAAAUCCCUUUUCUUCUAAUUGAGAGCAGCUAUUUUCUGUACAAUCUCAGAUUUAAUGGAAGGCAUAACUGCCCACCCAUCUUAUUUAUUUGCAAAAGCAGGUCAGUUUUAUUUUAGUUCUUCGCUGUUCGGAUUUCACUGUACUGAGUUCAGUUGUAUAUGUAAAUGCUAAAUCGAGAGUUCCCAAACACUUCCUGCACCAAGGACUCCAGUUUCUACAUAAAAUUGUAAUGCUAUUCAUUUUCUAUGAGAUUAAAGUGUUGUGUUCUCUGAAUUUCUUUUUAUAAUGGGUGCUUUUUGUUUAUAUGCAUCUUUGGCAAAGAAACAAGUGCUGUUUUCCCACAAACGUGUAUGUCUUGCAUCUAUCUUCAGCUUCAAUGAAAAGGAAUGUUAACCAUUAAAAAUGAUUUCAUUUAUAUUUAAGCUGACCAAUAUAAGGUUUUAAGUGGGGGGUAACUGUUGUAAACUCAAUUGCCUUGUAACCAAAUAAUAAUAAAAAUGCUUCAUGAUUUAAAUGGAGAACAAGCUGUAGAUUUUCCUGUAAAUUAGCUGGAUCAAUGGAUAUUUGUGCUACUGAGCUUGAACUCUUGUGAUCUUCCACUGUAGAAAAACCAUUGAUCAAAAUAUAGGUUCUAAACAAUAUUAAAAUGGAUGAACAGGGAUUCUGCAGAUUUUGAAAGCAUUUAAGAUAAUGGCUGCUUCUCAGCCCAUCUGCUUGCCAUUCAAAAGUUGUGAUGCAGUGCUUCCUAUACUCUAGAAUUAUUUCUUAGCUUUCAAGGAUUUGUAGCAUGAUUCUUUUUGUACUGUACUGUGUACAGACUUUCCAUUUUUGCACUUUUCUAUGGCAAACUCUGACUGCUUUACAAAUACUCGGUUGUAUAGUAAGUAGUGGUAGUUGCAGCUGGCAUCAGUGUACUACUAAACCAAUUUGAACUGCUAGAUUUCCAAGAUUAACUUUAGACUAAUGUUGUAUGUUGUUGGUUGUUUGUCCAAUCUCACAUAUAUAUGUACUGUUCAAAGUUAUAAGUCAGCCCUCAUUGCACAAUGAAAAUCACUGUGAUUUGUACAUAAACUCCAGUAAGAUUUUACUGCUGUUUAAUUUAUGUAAUAUGUGUCAAUUCUUUAUUCAUUUAAUAAACCAUUUUAUCUUUUAAAAUGUCUAAA
Molecule: messenger RNA, 6640 nt
Organism: Alligator mississippiensis (American alligator)
Lineage: Eukaryota; Metazoa; Chordata; Crocodylia; Alligatoridae
Gene: PRKX
Product: protein kinase cAMP-dependent X-linked catalytic subunit
Exons: 9
Coding region: 153-1238 (361 amino acids)
Biological process (GO): protein phosphorylation
Molecular function (GO): ATP binding; protein serine/threonine kinase activity
Source: RefSeq, a predicted model, not a curated record